Messenger RNA from Auanema sp. JU1783, 1299 nucleotides. The record is from the annotation of a GenBank genome assembly. Lineage: Eukaryota; Metazoa; Nematoda; Chromadorea; Rhabditida; Rhabditidae.
AUGAAGCACGAGGAAACAUCAACCAUUACCUUCAUAAUUUACUUAAUAAUCUCCCCAUUAGUUAUUUCACCUUUCAUCAGCUCACUACUUACUCCCAAUAUUAACGAAGACACUGUAUAUGGCUAUGUUAAGCCAUCAUUUCAAAAGGUUCAUGACUCUUUCAGAAGGAACUUCGGUGAAGGUCUUGAACGAGAAGGUGCGGCUUUAUCAGUGUACCAUAGAGGAAAACUAGUUGUUAAUUUGUGGGGCGGAUAUGCCGAUAGGGAAUCUAACAGAAAAUGGAAAGCUAAUACACGAACUGUACUCUUCUCUGCUACAAAGGCUAUAUCAGCGUUAUGUGUAGCUGUUCUGGUCGAUAGAGGAUAUCUUUCCUAUGACGAUAAAGUCACAGAUUACUGGCCCGAAUACGGACGACAUGGUAAAGGCAACACUACUAUUGAGCAUGUUCUAAGUCAUAUGGCUGGACUACCUUAUUUGGAUGAACAAAUUGAGCCCGACGAUAUAAUCAAUUUUGAUAAAAUCACCAAGAAACUCGAAAAUUCAAAACCUGUUUGGGAGCCUGGAACUAAAACAGGCUAUCAUCCUGUAACUUUUGGUUUUCUUAUUGAUGCGAUAGUUCGCAGAGCUGAUCCACGAAAAAGAGAUCUAUCAUCAUUUUUUAAAGAAGAAAUUGCAAACAAACAUGAUUUAGCAAUUGAUAUUGGCAUAGAGAAACACGAGGCUCCAUAUAUUGCUCGAAUAACUACACCCGGUAUCUGGGAGUACAUCAGAGAUAGUAUCCGUGAUCCUAAAAUCGUCGUCAUGCUGGGAAUAAUAUAUGCUCGACUAGAUGAAAUAGUUGCUAAAAUUAGAGAUAACCCAUCAUGGAUCGCUAUUAACUAUGAUACCGUAACACUGAAUGAUCCCGAAGUGUUGUCGUUACCUAUGGGUGCUGUUACUGGAGUUUCGGGAGCUGAGUCUCUAGCUCGCCUAUUCGCGCUUUCGAUUGAUGGUCAGAUUCUUUCUAAUCGAACAUUAGAUCUUCUAAUGCAUCCAACAAUAAACAGUUGGCAUAAAGAGGAGGUUACUCUUUGGCCUGUCAUGAAAGGACGAGGCUUCUUCUAUGAACGAAAUCCACUCAUACCUGGAGCUUAUACCUUCGGGCAUCCAGGGUUUGGUGGCCAAUUCAUUCACGUAGACCCUCGUAAUGAGUUAGUUAUUUCAUAUGUAGCAAAUGGAUUAAAAACAGGAACUGGAGAGUUGUGUACACCAUAUAUGCGCUUGAUGCGUGAAGUUUACCGAACUAUUUCAAGUUUUUAA